UAUUUGUGUUGAUUUAUUUAUUUAUUUUUUUGCCAGGUGGAUUUGAUGAGAAACAUUAGCACUAUUCCACAGCCUUUUUUGUACACCAGACAUGUUCACUUUCUCAAUUUCACAAGGUUUAGGAUAGAACAGCCUGUCUACAUAAACAUCAUCAGGGAUCCUAUUAACCGUUUCCUCUCCAAUUACUUUUUUCGUCGUUUUGGGGACUGGAGAGGAGAGCAGAAUCACUUGAUCCGCACACCCCAGAUGAAAGAUGAUGAGCGAUAUCUGGACAUUAAUGUUUGCAUCAUGGAGAACUACCCAGAGUGUUCUAACCCACGUCUCUUUUACAUUGUUCCAUACUUUUGUGGACAACACCCUCAGUGCAGGGAGCCGGGUGUUUGGGCUGUGGAGAGGGCCAAACAAAACGUUAUAGAGAAUUUCCUACUUGUGGGAAUUCUGGAGGAGCUGGAGGAUGUGUUGCUCUUGCUGGAGAGACUCCUACCUCACUACUUCAGUGAUGUCCUAACCAUCUACAAGAGUCCAGCAUUCUGGAAGAUGGGGAACCUUACAGGCACAGUGAAGAAGCACAUGCCCACUCUAGAGGCCCUACAGGUACUUUACCAAAGGAUGAAGUAUGAGUAUGACUUUUACAACUUCAUUCGUGACCAGUUUCAUCUCACUAAGAAGAAGAUCGGCCUCAAGUCUGCCUCCCAAAACUCUGCUCAUGAACCUGACUUUCUCCGCGAGCUCGCCCUCAGGACCCAUGAGCCUUUGGAGGAGGAGGAGGAGGAGGAAGAAGAAGAGGACAUGGGGCAAGAAGAUGCCAACAUCUGGUUGGUUCAGCCCUGAGUAAUAGCCAUUGAGGUGUAGGCAUGGCAGAUAUCUCAUAAGCUUGAUGUCUAUGUCCAGUCAGGAGGUAGAGUCAAAAGUCCCAGGUUAAAAUUGGGUGUUUAACCCCCGUUUUUAACCGGAUGACCCUUCAAGACACUCUCAAGAGGAGAAGGGGGUCGCAGAAGGGUCUGGAUAAUUAUUUAAGGAACCAACAAUUGUGGCAAAACAAUUUUGUUCAUCUUUAUGAAAUUUAGUUGGUUAUGAUCAUUUCCUGGUGAGAUGAUUCAAGGUUGGAAUUACAGGGAUAUUGCUUGAUUGUCAGAAUGGAGGGAUGAACUAAUUGUGGUUUAGCAGAAUGAGAUGCUGUGGAAGUCUGAUUUUAGGCACUACUUCUGUACACUUGGUACCUGGGUGAUCUCAGACUCGCGCGUCAACAACACACUUUCACACAUGAACACAUUCAGACUAUGCUAUGUAGGCGAGUGAGGAUCACAACAACGUGCCAAACCUUCAAAGUGCCAAGGAUUACUGCAUCAAGCUUAGACGCUGUAGCUGUAAUCACCGUAAAACAACUCAAACGCACCAAUCAGAUCUCUUCAUCACUCGCUUCCACUUCUGGUUCCAGAAACCUGCUGCAACUCUGUGCCAGAAUUUCAGUCUUUUUUUGAAAGAAUCGUUUUAUGUUGUACAUGUAAGAUGUACAAUGAAUCAAAACUGUUUGAAUGCCUGGAACAUGUCAAAUGCAGCACAUUGUUCAUUUAAAAUGUUUGAUGUAGAUGUUGAACAUGUUCUUGCCUUGUCAGUGUGUCAUCUGUUGUGUUCAGUCGUUGCGUAAAAUUGGACCCUUAUGUUCUUACAGUACUUGGUACACUUUGUGCUAACAACACUUAAAAGUAAUAGUUCACACACAUUGUAAUACAUUGUAAUGAUGUUUUUGUUAGCAGCAAUACAAUUUUAUCCCAUCCUGGUUUGCCUUACAGCGAAUAACAUAAAACUGCUGGGAUAUCAAAUAAUAUCUUGCUAGUUAAAACUAAGCUAUUCAAAGUUCAUACUCCUCUGUCAGCGCCUAAUGUUUUGAGCAGGAUCACAAGCUAAAACAAGAAGACAGUAAUAUUAAACUAAAUGAAUUAUUUUGGAGGUAAAACAAAUAUACUCAUGAUCAAGAAAAAUGUCACACAUAUUGAUGAAAAAACUAAUCUGACAACAGGACAAAAAUAUUCUUGAAUGUGAAAACAUGAGUUACUACACUGCAUUUAAACUCAAUUUAUGUGUGUGUGU
Messenger RNA from Puntigrus tetrazona (Sumatra barb), 2091 nucleotides. Its product is annotated as uronyl 2-sulfotransferase-like. Gene Ontology annotation, cellular component: membrane. The transcript is spliced from 5 exons. NCBI's taxonomy places the organism in Eukaryota, Metazoa, Chordata, Actinopteri, Cypriniformes, Cyprinidae. The record is from RefSeq and is a predicted model, not a curated record. Gene Ontology annotation, molecular function: sulfotransferase activity. Bases 46 to 831 code for a protein of 261 amino acids.